Lachnellula hyalina is the source of this 2052-nucleotide messenger RNA. RefSeq names its product Repressor of filamentous growth (gene RFG1). Gene Ontology annotation, biological process: negative regulation of transcription by RNA polymerase II; anatomical structure morphogenesis; cell differentiation. NCBI's taxonomy places the organism in Eukaryota, Fungi, Ascomycota, Leotiomycetes, Helotiales, Lachnaceae. The record is from RefSeq and is a predicted model, not a curated record. The transcript is spliced from 3 exons. Gene Ontology annotation, molecular function: DNA-binding transcription factor activity, RNA polymerase II-specific; RNA polymerase II cis-regulatory region sequence-specific DNA binding. Bases 1 to 2052 code for a protein of 683 amino acids.
AUGCAAGCGGUAGUUGAGGUAGCUCCUCUAAACUUGAGCAUCUUGGGUGCCAAUGGUGCACCAGUGAGCUUGUCAGCCGACUCAAGUCGAAGAGUUUCUUUGAGGACACGCCCUGAGAAGAGCUCCGAACCUCCUACUCCGAGCUCUCCACGGACCCGUUUAACACGGAAAAGAGCUGCUUCGUUGGACCUUAUUGAUGCGACGCAUACAAAAAUAGGAGAUCUUGCUCUCAACAGUGCGAGCACGCCGACACCCUCGGUAGCUAAUCCGACAAGAGAGCAAGUCUGCCUUUGUCAACCCGAUCCCAAGAUACCUCGGCCUCGAAACGCUUUCAUACUUUACCGUCAACACUACCAAGCCCAGAUUGUCGCACAACAUCCUGGACUUGCAAACCCUGAAAUCUCAAAGAUCAUCGGCGAACAGUGGCGAGAACAGGCUUCGGAAGUUAAAAGCGAGUGGAAAAAGUUAGCUGAGGAAGAGAAACAGCGUCAUCAGCGUCAAUAUCCAGGAUACCGAUACCAACCUCGACGAGCAGGCAAAGCAAACGGUGUUCGCCCUGUUUCAUCGUCUUCUGCCGACGAUCUAGUACGUUGUCCAAAGUGCAACGGCAGAUAUAUCUCCACCCCAAGUACCCCUCUCACUCCCUUUACGCCAGCAUUCGGGACGUCAAACGCCCGAAAAGAUCGACUCUUGCCUCCUUUUACGUCAUCCGGGACGAACGAGGUUGAAAGACCUCGCUAUUCUUCGCAGAUGCAGAACGCGAGGAUGGAAACUCCACGGAUGGCCCCGCCACCGCAGCAGCUUCAUCGACGAGCACAAUACCCACAGACUCAACAAUUACCGACCCAUCAUGAGCUGGAUGAAGAGAUGGAGCUUUUAAGCCCAUCGCAAGACCAGAAACGUCGAAGAUUCAAUAACGACGCUCACAGGUUUAACAUUGAACCUCACCGUGGUUACCCAUCAGCAUCUCCGAUAUCCUACUCUGCGCCCCAAUCAUUUGGUCGUAGCGUUCCACAGAGCCCUUACAGACAGCAGCAGCUUCCAGGUCCAGGCAUGCUGGCUCGGGCGGGACCCAUGGGACCACCUCUACAGCAGUCACCUAUGAGCCAGCUCCAAAGACACCAAUACCCAACCCGGUCAACCUUCGACGAGUCGCUUCGCUUACCUCCUUUACAAACUCAACUCCGUAACUCAACACCUAUAUCCGCUCAAAGACCAGACAGUCAACUUGACAGCCGUGACAGUCAGGCAAGAAGCGUGGAAGCAAUGGUCAUGACGAUCCCUUACCUUAACAAAAUCAAAGUUCUCACCAAGAUCUCUCCACCGCUACCACCCCCCGGCCCUGCUAGCCCGGCGCAAGAAACUCGCGGCGCCGUCAUUGUCAUCGAAAGUGCAGACAAAGAACUACUAGCCGAGACAGGAGACUACAUAACCUCUCACCUCUCGCAAGACACCUCCUGCGCUGUCAAGACUUGGGGUACCUCCCCAUCUCGUCUGGCCUCCAUCUCUGCCCCUAAAGCAGUUGCAGAUGUAGAGAUGAGCGACAGCGGCGGUGCAGCAGUCCCUACACCUCUGUCUUCGAUCCCAGAGGAGAAGGAUGCGUUUGUUGAGUACCUCGGCAUUAUCUCAGACUGGCAUACCAAGUCCCGCGAAAUGAUAAAAUACAUCACUACCUCCCCAAGCCCUGCCUCUUCCGCAAAGGCUCUGCCAAUCGCCAUAGUUCCUGCAGGCUUCUCUCUCACCACGUCAGACGCCUUCGCCCUGUCCAUUCCUAUCGAAGACUCCUACGCACCGGUGGACCACUGGCAAUGGAUGGCCACGCUGUGGCGCGGCAUCGUGGGCCCAGAUCUUACGGUGUAUGUAAGCCGUGUAGGCAGAGAGGAGAUGGCCAAAUUUGGAGGCGUAGAAAUCAAGGGCGAUUGUAAUGCUAUUAUUGUUAGAGUGCCGACUGGGGAGGGCGUAGAUGAAAAGACGAGGAGGCGGUUGGGCUUCGAGGUGAUGGAGUAUGUCAGGGGUGUCGAGAGUGGCUUCGGUAGGAGCCAAGGCGGAUAG